AUGUCGAAGUAUGACGAGAAACAGGCCGAAUUGGCCCACUCAAACAGCGACGUCGAGAGUGACAGCCCACCCACCACCGACGUUGCUCCUCCUACCCGCUAUCCGGUCAAAUGGUACCGUUCGACCUACUACAAUGCUAUUAUCUUGGGUCUAUGCAACUUCUGUGCUCCGGGCAUCUGGGGAGCAAUGAAUAGCCUUGGUGGCGGAGGGGAAGAAUCGCCAUGGCUGGUCGAUGCCGCCAAUGCCUUAACCUUCUGUCUGAUGGUGUUGACUUGUGCUUUCUCUGGCGUUUUUGUGAAGUAUCUAGGCAUUCGUUGGACUUUGAUCCUCGGCGCAGCUGGCUACUGUCCAUUCGCCGCAGGUCUCUACUGCAACAACAGAUUUGGAACGCAUUGGUUUGUCCUCUUCGGAGCCGCUCUGUGCGGCCUCGGGGCUGGCAUCUUCUGGAUGGCCGAAGCGGCAAUCGCCCUGUCAUACCCCGAACCAAAGAACCAAGGGCGGUUCCUUGGACUCUGGCUCAUGUUCCGUGUCGGCGGCCAGGUUCUCGGAGGGGCGGUCAAUCUCGGGCUCAACGUCCGCCGCAACGAGGCUGGCAAGGUUUCAUACGGCGUGUAUGAAGUCUUCAUCGCACUGCAAGCUGCUGCGCCGUUCAUUGGCCUGCUCCUGACUGCUCCGGCGAAAGUGCAACGGACGGAUGGCAUCGCGGUCUCUUGUUCCAUUCCGAAGGAGCAAAGCAUCCUUGCUGAGUUGAAGGCUACGGGCCUCCUCUUCAUCACCAAACGCUACCUUUUGAUCAUCCCGCUCAUCGCCCAAUCCGUCUUUGCAGAGGCCGUCUUCUUCACCUUCGAGGGGUUAUGGUUCACUGUUCGCGCGAGGGCGCUCGCGUCCUUCAUCUCCGGCAUCGCCGCCAUGAUCGGGGGCAAUGUUCUCGGCGCGUUCAUCGACCGUCAAAAGUGGUCCGAAAGAGCUCGUGGGCGAUGGUCUUUCCUCAUCUUAGUGACACUGCAGGGCGCGUGGUGGAUCUGGGGAACGAUCAUCGUCACUCAAUUCCGCGCCACUCAGCCUCCGCCCGUUUUCGACUGGACAUCACCUGGUUUCGGAAAGGGAUUCGCCUGGUUCUUCUUCAUGGUCAUGUCCUUUCAAAUGAACUACCUGUAUCUAUACUUCAUCAUCGGACACCUGGCUAGAAAUGACGCCGAGAUCGUCCGUUUCGCCGGUCUCCUGCGAGGGACCGAGUCGGCGUCUCAAGCAGUAUCGUAUGGACUCUCGUCGAUCAAGAUCAUGGGUGAAGUCGGGGUGGUCUACCUCAACUUCGGCAUGUGGGCCAUCUCUCUCGUUCCCGCAUGGCUUGUCGUCCGUGAAAUCGGAACGAAAUACAGCAAGGCCAAGCGGGAGAAGUCCAGCGCGGCGAAGAUUGAAGGCGUCUCAUACAAUGAGAAUUUGAAGGAGGACGACAUUUGA
Neohortaea acidophila is the source of this 1461-nucleotide messenger RNA. Its product is annotated as major facilitator superfamily domain-containing protein. The coding region runs from base 1 to 1461 and encodes 486 amino acids. The transcript is spliced from 6 exons. The record is from RefSeq and is a predicted model, not a curated record. NCBI's taxonomy places the organism in Eukaryota, Fungi, Ascomycota, Dothideomycetes, Mycosphaerellales, Teratosphaeriaceae.